AGCAUGGCCCUUCCUUCCGUUCCCUGCCACCUUUUUACUUCAUUCUUGCCCUGUAUUUAUUUUUGCGCUCUAUCCAUUUGUUCCUUUCUUCCAUUGACAUACUCAUUCCCCACUACACACUUGUUUAUCGACCCUCAACGCAACGGCUGAGCCUUAACCUUGCAGUUCAUGGCCCUUUCUCCAUCCAUCUCAGCCCUGUCGCGGCUCACCAUCGGAUCACUGCGCCAAGGAUCCACCCAGAGGCAGGGUGCCCUGCUGCGAAUGCCGCAUCGAAGCACAGCACAACACAGACCAAAAUCCACCAUAACUGCCCUACAGCUAACCGAGCGCUCACCAAGACACACUCAUCCCUGUCGCCCCCUGAGACACGCCCGCCAUUCCUCGUAUGCCUCUGCAAGGAUAUCCCCUGUCAGGCACUAUCUUGUUCCUGCGCUCGUUACGCAAGGAGGGCUUUCAUUGCUCUCUCCAGGCAUUCAUCUCGAGGCACUGAACCAACAUACUCAGAAUGCCAAGCCUACGCAGCCUGUACCCUAUAUCAAGACGGAGAUUAUCAGGGUGGCCCAGAAGCUCUCGUUCUGGAGGCGGCUACGAGAGUACCUAGAGAACAUGCUGGAGGAUUAUGUCGUGCAUCCCAUCCUGACCAUCUGGCGGUUUGGGGUGCUGGCAGUCAUUUUUCUGCCGCUGAUUAUUACCGUGCCUGCGGUGUUCAUGGGCGAGAGGAACAAGGAGUUGCAUGACGAGCGAUCAGGUGCGAUUUGGUGGUACAGUUUGCUGGUGAGGCACAUGGAGAUGGCAGGACCGACAUUUAUCAAGCUGUCACAAUGGGCCGCAUCCAGGACGGACAUAUUCCCGAAGCAACUGUGUGCCAUGCUAUCCAAGCUACAUAACCAGGUCGAUCCCCACUCCUUAGAGCACACCCGGCGGACGAUUGAGGCAGCGUUCGGAGGACGUAAGCUUGAGGACAUCUUCGACGAGUUUAUCGAGACUCCUCUGGGUAUUGGUGCUAUCGCUCAGGUCUAUCGGGGACGACUUAAGCCUGGUAUUGCCCUGCAUUUCGAGCCCGAUGAGCAGCCAGAGGAAAAUCCAACUAACUCUGUCCUCGGCAAACUCACCAGCGUCGCUAAGGUCAGCAAGGUCAGCGAGGAAUCAGGCGGACGAAAAAAGAAACUGAAGACCGAGGUGGCGAUCAAAGUUCUGCAUCCAAAGGUCCAGCGAACGGUUGAGCGGGAUUUAGCUAUCAUGUCGUUCUUUGCAAAACUUAUCAAUUGGAUCCCCAAGAUGAGAUGGAUCUCUUUGCCUGACCAGGUCACAAUGUUUGGAGAGAUGAUGCAGGAGCAGUUAGAUUUGAGAAUUGAGGCCAAGAACCUGGAGAUAUUUCAGCGUAACUUCCGGGAACGGUACACAGUUACCUUUCCGACACCACUCAUCCAAUUUGCAACAAAGGAGAUGUUGAUCGAGGAGUUUGUGGACGCACUCCCGUUGAAGGCCUAUCUGCAGAAUGGAGCAGGUCCAUAUGACUUGAAAAUUGCCGACAUUGGCCUGGAUGGAUUCCUAAGAAUGCUGAUUUUUGAUAACUUUGUGCAUGCGGAUCUACAUCCAGGCAACAUCUUUGUGCGAUUCUACAACCCCUCGGCCAACAAUCUAUUCAAACAGCUCAUAGCUCGGUUCAAAGGAGAGGGAUACAAGAGCAUGUCACAUGAGGAUGAAGCAACGAUGCGUCUCCGAGCAGUGCCCAAAGGCGACGAUAAGGCAUGGAUCCAGGAGCUGCAGAAUUUGUACGAUGAAGGAUGGCGCCCACAGGUCGUCUUUAUUGAUGCUGGACUGGUCUCAGUGCUCUCUGAUAAGAACCGGAGAGAUUUCUUGGAUCUGUUCCACGCGUUGGCAGAGUUUGAUGGAUACCGAGCUGGCGAGCUGAUGAUUGAACGGUGUCGUUCCCCAGAGACUGUGCUCGAUGGCGAAGGAUUUGCACUCAGGAUGCAAAGGCUGAUUUUGGGUGUCAGGAACACAGCCAUGUCGUUGAGCAAGAUCAAAAUUGCAGACCUGCUCGCGGAGGUUAUGUCGAUGGUACGGACACACCAUGUGCCAAUGGAGGGUGAUUUCGCCAACGUGAUCAUCUCGAUCUUGAUUCUCGAGGGAAUUGGGCGCCAGCUGAACCCCAAUAUCGAUCUCUUCAAGACCGCACUACCCAUCUUGAGACAAUUAGGUCGCCAAGACGGUGGUCGUGGGCUGGUCGAGGGCGUGAGGGAUCUUCCAGGAGGAGGUGGGUGGUGGUUAAAGAUGUGGUUCUUGCUUGAAGCCAGGCAAUGGGCGCACGAUACACUCGAGUCAACGACCACGGUGGACCAGCACCUGGACGUACUGCUCGCGCCUGCGAACUAGCCUCUGUACUACAUGUUGUUCUUGACACAUUGACACAUAGACCAAUAAAGCGGAUAAUUAUAUGGA
Molecule: messenger RNA, 2445 nt
Organism: Gamsiella multidivaricata
Lineage: Eukaryota; Fungi; Mortierellomycota; Mortierellomycetes; Mortierellales; Mortierellaceae
Exons: 3
Coding region: 169-2379 (736 amino acids)
Cellular component (GO): mitochondrion
Source: RefSeq, a predicted model, not a curated record